AUGUCCACUCAACGAGAAUACGACUUGGUUUUGCUAGGCGCUACUGGCUACACGGGUAAACUCACUGCACAGUACAUCUUCAAAUCGCUACCGGUUGACUUGAAAUGGGCAAUUGCUGGGAGAAACGAGCAAAAGCUGCAACAGCUUGUCCAGUCCUUGGAACCAAAAAGCACAUCUAGACAACCACCUGAUACUAUGGUCGUGAACCUGAAUGAGAAUGAUCUUGAUUCCAUGUCAAAGAGGACACGAUUGGUGAUAUCGACUGUGGGCCCAUUUCAGCUUUAUGGAUCUGAUACAUUUGCUGCCUGUGCCAGAAAUGGUACUCAUUACCUAGACUGCAACGGCGAAGCUCCCUGGCUGAAAGACAUGAUUCACCAGCACGAUAAAGUGGCAAAGGAAAACGGCAGCAUUAUGAUUCCAUGCUGUGGCUUUGAUUGUGUACCUUCCGACCUUUCGACUUGGGUUGCCACCCAGGAAGUCCACCGCCUUUUCGGCACGCAGACUAGGCGUGUAGAUGUUUGUAUACACAGUGUCCAGGGCGGAAUAAGUGGUGGGACAUUAGCCUCGGCUUUGCAAACGUUUGAGACACACAGUCUUCGCCAUCUGUAUGAGACCUACGCUCCUUACUCUCUAUCCCCGAAACGACCCACCCCUACAGUGCCACCAAAACGAACCAGUUUAUGGACCAAGAUUCUUGGGUUGCUCUGGAUCAAACAACUAGGGUGGAUGGCGUACCAGCCACAGGGGCCAGUUGACCGAUCGAUUGUCCAUCGAUCCUGGGGUUUGCUAGAACCAACGGCCGCUUCAUACGGGCAUAAUUUCGAUUUUCAUGCUUGGCUGAAGAUCUGGGGGCCUGUGGCUGCAGUUUUGUGGCACUUUGGAGGACUACUGUUAGCACCGCUGAUCUUACUACCUCCUGUCCGAAAGCUUCUUCCAAAACUUUGGUAUCAGCCCGGGGAGGGCGCAGGCCAGAGCAAAAUCGAGAAGAACUGGUUCGAGUAUCGAGGUGUUGCAGAGGCAGAUACCUCGAAAACGCAGCCGAGGCCCAAGGUGUUGGUUCGUAUGCGUUAUGAGGGGGAUGCUUAUGUAUUUACAGCAAUUGCUCUGGCAGAGGCAGCUCGCAUUCUCCUUUGGCAGCAAGAUACCUGGGCGCACAAAUUUGGUGGUGGAGUGUUGACGCCUGCUACCUUGGGUGACAACUAUGUAUCUCAGCUACGAGCUUCUGGUGUGGCCAUAGAUGCUCGAGAGGAGCCGGCAGGUAAGGGUGUAGACCCUUUUGGAAGCAAGUGA
This is a messenger RNA of Talaromyces rugulosus, 1290 nucleotides long. RefSeq lists its product as uncharacterized. The record is from RefSeq and is a predicted model, not a curated record. Gene Ontology annotation, cellular component: plasma membrane; mitochondrion; lipid droplet. The coding region runs from base 1 to 1290 and encodes 429 amino acids. NCBI's taxonomy places the organism in Eukaryota, Fungi, Ascomycota, Eurotiomycetes, Eurotiales, Trichocomaceae. Gene Ontology annotation, biological process: glycolipid biosynthetic process. The transcript has 4 exons.